CAUUAUGUCCACUAAUGUUGUGUUGGAUUGGCAAAAUUUGGAAUGGAAUUUAUUUUCCAUCUUCUAUGGCCACAUUAGCCAAUUCCUCCAAAUAAUUUUUAGGCAAUUCAAUUUCCUGGAAUUCGUUUUCAAUUCAAUUCAAUUCCAUCUUUGCAAUCAAACGGACCCUAAAUUCUUCGUGAAGUAAAUUGUCAUUUUUUACAGGAUCAUUUUGCAAAGCUAUCAAAAAUGCCCAUCACUCUUAAAUAUAUAGAUCCAACUUAUAUGAUUCGUGCUAUUCCAAGCAAUGCAUCUGAUAACGUAUACUGCACACUCCUUGCUCAAAGUGCUGUUCAUGGAGCAAUGGCAGGGUACACAGGCUUCACAGUCGGGCUUGUUAAUGGUCGGCAUACGUACAUUCCUUUCAAUCGCAUCAUUGAACGGCAAAACAAGGUUGUCAUAACUGACAGGAUGUGGGCGAGGCUUCUUUCUUCGACAAAUCAACCAAGUUUCUUGGGUCCUAAAGCUGUCGUAGCAGCCAAAACAGAGGAAGUGCCUCCAACUCAAUUGCUGGAUGAUGCUGAUCAGAAAACAAACUAAAUGAAUCCACCGGCAUUUCGUAUUUUACGGGGGUUGGUUUGUUAGGAUAUAUCGGCUGUUGUGGGUACUGACUAUUUGAUUUUGAUGUUUUAUAUUAGAGGAAAUUAAGCCCAAAAUGUUUUAUUUAGAUGUAUGCAACAAUUAUUCUGUAUCGUCUUUGGAUAUCAUGUAAACUAGUCUGUAUCAUUUUUGAAUAAUAAUGCGAUAGCAUCGCCAUUGGAAGUUCUA
This is a messenger RNA of Olea europaea var. sylvestris, 807 nucleotides long. Its product is annotated as ATP-dependent 6-phosphofructokinase 7-like. The transcript has 3 exons. Lineage: Eukaryota; Viridiplantae; Streptophyta; Magnoliopsida; Lamiales; Oleaceae. Gene Ontology annotation, molecular function: 6-phosphofructokinase activity. Gene Ontology annotation, biological process: glycolytic process. The record is from RefSeq and is a predicted model, not a curated record. Gene Ontology annotation, cellular component: cytoplasm. Bases 229 to 579 code for a protein of 116 amino acids.